This is a messenger RNA of Plenodomus lingam JN3, 1455 nucleotides long. The record is from RefSeq and is a predicted model, not a curated record. NCBI's taxonomy places the organism in Eukaryota, Fungi, Ascomycota, Dothideomycetes, Pleosporales, Leptosphaeriaceae.
AUGCCGCCACUCAGUCUCUUUUUUUCUGCCACUGUGCUGUUUAUUCAGUUGACGGUUGCCUUCAACUGCUCAGAGGACAAAUGGGUCUACGUCGACAUUCACAAACGUGCCGUUCAUGAUUCGCCUGUUUUUCAGUACGGAUCCUUCAUUGGACUAGCCACACCGGCACAGAACCAGAGUCUAUGGCCGUCAUUAUCGCAGAAUCACACGUCGCUUGCAGCCCAGGACUACUGUAAGAAUAGUACACUGAGGAAUUGCGAUAGGUCCACAGGGGGUUUUUUCAACAGCCAGGACUCCAAAUCGUCAUUAGAUCAAGAAGGCAAUGUGCCAAUUUCGGGCUUCUUCGGCCAAGAAACACUUCGACUGUACACACACUAUUUCGAAAAUGAUCCCGCCUUUCAGACCCCGGUAGAGAAUCAUACCGUCAUGGUGGCAGACGAGGGAUCCAUAACACCUGGCCGAGUUGGUAUAGGAUCUUCGUCAACCUUACUCCGAGACCUCGCUGUCAAAGGGGUUAUUCCUGGGAAGACGUACUCGCUUUACAUUGGACAAGGCUUCGACCGCGCUGGAGGUGCUGUGAAUGGGAGCAAUGUUUUCGGUGGAUACGAUGCUGGACGAUUCAAAGGCGAGCCACGCAAGUACCCAAUGAAUCUCGCCAAUGUGAACCCAAUGAGCGUUCGUAUCAAGGACAUUGUCAUUACCGGUUCAAAAGACAACGCAAACGUAUCGCUGUUCGAUCAUACCACCUUCACGGACAUGGACUCACGACCGGAAAAUUUUGAAGCCCAGAUUACAACAGAACAGUUCCCACUAUCCCUUCCUUACCAGAUCACCAAGAACCUCAUAGAUCGUCUAGGUGCUGAGCCAGAUAACUCUUGGGGUGACAACUCACUGAAGCUAAAAAAUGCCUUCAAUGGCACACUUUCCAUUGUACUCGAAGAUGGCUUCACCGUCACCUUUCCUCCAGAAGUCCUUAUGAACGCAUCGAACAUCACACCAAUUCAGUCACGCGACGAACAGUCUACAGCUCCUUAUUAUCUGGGCUCAGCGUUCCUUGGCCAAGUCUACCUCAUGGCCGACUUUGAGACGAACAACUUUUUUCUCGCGCCAGCCGUUCAGAAAAACAACGUGGUCAUGCCGCAAACAUUUUGUCCCAAGUCCACACCAGCUGAAUACGUUCGCCCACGGCAGUCGCCGUGGGAGCGACAAGGCUUGGUUGGUGCUGUCCUCGGGGGUGUGAUUGGUGGCAUGGCCAUGGUAGCCGCAAUGUACUGUAUGUGGAUUACGUGGAUGAGGAAAAAAGACCAGCGGAAGUUGAGGAGAGAGUUGAAGAGGAAUCAGCUGCAAAAGAUGGAGCAAUUCGAUGUUGAAGAAACGCCCGUCUUUGACCCACCGCCAAAGACUGUCAACGCGGCGAAAGCAAUAUUCUGGAGAAGAAACAAACCCGGGCUUUAG